AUGGCGACAAAGGCGGCUUUCAAAAGGCUUACUCGUGAGUACCGGAAUAUUCAAAAGAACCCCCCACCUUUCAUUGUGGCACAUCCGUCAGAGUCCAAUAUUCUUGAAUGGCAUUACAUCCUUACCGGCCCGCCUGGGACGCCAUACGAGAAUGGCCAGUAUUGGGGCACCCUAAUGUUUCCCCCUGAAUACCCAUUUGCCCCACCGGCUAUCCGUAUGCACACACCCAGCGGUCGUUUCCAACCAUCAGCCCGGCUAUGUCUCAGCAUCAGUGACUUCCAUCCGAAGUCGUUCAACCCAGCCUGGGAAGUCUCUACGAUUCUCAUCGGGCUACUAUCUUUCAUGACUAGUGAGGAAAUGACGACCGGUAGUGUUAGUGCUUCGGAGGCAGAACGAAGAGUGCUGGCUGCACGGUCGAGAUGGUGGAAUUCUACUGGUGGAGGUUCUCACGUCAGUAUCACACCGGGAAUAACUCCUAGUACAAAGGGGAUCAACAAUGUUAAGGCUGGAGAUGGGGGCUUGAAGUUCCGCACGGAAUGGCCAGAAUUAGACCAGGAGAAUUGGAAGUGGAUGAAGGACAAUCGUAUUGACACCAACACUGGCCAACUGAUCCCUGAACUUGGCUCCGCUACUACGAAAUGCUCUCCCGAAACCAGUGCUCUUCGCAGACGUCCGAAUGGAAGUGCACCCAGAUUUGGGGCCGUAAUGGAAGGCGGCCAUGUUGCACGAGAAGCAGGUCAGAGCUGGGCUCGGCGGAACAAAAUCUGGCUUGGUCUUGCAAUUGUAUUUGGGUAUGCUCUUCUUACAAGGCUGGUAAAUGAUGUGCAGGGCUGA
Molecule: messenger RNA, 834 nt
Organism: Aspergillus tanneri
Lineage: Eukaryota; Fungi; Ascomycota; Eurotiomycetes; Eurotiales; Aspergillaceae
Gene: UBC6
Product: ubiquitin-conjugating enzyme E2
Exons: 3
Coding region: 1-834 (277 amino acids)
Source: RefSeq, a predicted model, not a curated record